Messenger RNA from Sander lucioperca (pikeperch), 2690 nucleotides. Its product is annotated as ectonucleotide pyrophosphatase/phosphodiesterase family member 2-like. Gene Ontology annotation, biological process: phosphatidylcholine catabolic process; immune response. Gene Ontology annotation, molecular function: phosphatidylcholine lysophospholipase A1 activity; polysaccharide binding; nucleic acid binding. The transcript has 24 exons. The record is from RefSeq and is a predicted model, not a curated record. The coding region runs from base 216 to 2675 and encodes 819 amino acids. Lineage: Eukaryota; Metazoa; Chordata; Actinopteri; Perciformes; Percidae.
GAGAGAGAGAGAGAGAGAGAGAGAGAGAGAGAGAGAGAGAGAGAGAGAGAGAGAGAGAGAGAGAGAGAGAGUUGGACCCCUGCGCUCCGCUCCAUCGAUCUGCAGAGGCGCACGGAGGAGCUUCUACCGGACGUUGGAUACAAUUUCGGAGCCUUUUUUUUUUUUUUUUUUUAAGGGGGAAUAGGCCUACUAAAAGUGGAUUCACUGUUUGGAACAUGCAAUUGGGAAAUUUGGUAGUGGUUGCGUUCUGUCUGUGGGGUACUGAUGUCAGCAGAGCUUAUGUUUUCCAAGCCAGUAGACCCGGAGAGGGAGGAGACAACCCACCACCUCACACUAAAGUCGUCUCAGAGUGGGUCAGCUCAGCGGGCUCCUGCAAGGGCCGGUGCUUUGAGCUGGAGGAGGCCAAACCUCCGGGAUGCAGAUGUGACAAUCUGUGUAAAACCUACUACAGCUGCUGCUUUGAUUUCGACGAUCACUGUCUGAAAACAGCGGGAGGUUUUGAGUGCACGCAGGAUCGCUGUGGGGAGGAGAGGAAUGACAGCCACGCCUGCCACUGCUCGGCGGACUGCCUGGAGAGAGGAGACUGCUGCUCCAACUAUAUGUCACUCUGCAAGGGUGAGACUUCAUGGGUGCACGGAGGCUGCGAGGAGAUCAAGAGCCCCGAAUGUCCCGCAGGCUUCAUCCGUCCUCCCCUCAUCAUGCUGUCUGUCGACGGGUUCAGAGCCUCCUACCUGAAGAAAGGCAACUCUGUCACCCCCAACAUACAUAAACUCAGCGAGUGUGGCACGUCGGCACCCUACAUGCGUCCAGUCUACCCAUCAAAGACCUUCCCAAAUUUAUACACUCUAGCCACGGGUCUGUACCCAGAGUCUCAUGGGAUUGUGGGGAACACAAUGCACGACCCAGUGUUCAACGCCACCUUCAGCCUGCGCACCAGAGAGAAACUGAACCACCGCUGGUGGGGCGGGCAGCCUAUCUGGAUCACAGCAGAGAAACAAGGAGUGAAAGCAGCUAGUUUCUUCUGGCCUUGGGUGAUUCCUCUGGAGAGGAGGAUUUUGACCAUCCUGCGCUGGCUGCAUCUGCCUGAUGAUGAAAGGCCUUAUGUUUAUGCCGUCCACUCGGAGCAGCCCGAUACCUUCGGGCACCGACUGGGACCACUCAGCAGUGAGCUGGAUAACCCUCUGAGGGAGAUCGAUAACAUCAUUGGUCAGUUGAUGAACGGUCUGAAGCAGAUGAACCUGCAUCGCUGCGUCAAUGUCAUCAUCGUAGGAGACCACGGUAUGGAGGAAGCCCACUGUGAUCGCACAGAGUUUCUCAGCAGCUACCCGCUCAACAUAGAAGAGAUCGCGCUGAUCCCUGGCUCGCUGGGCAGAAUACGACCCCGGGAACCCAAAUCCCCCACAUAUGACCCCAAAGUUGUGGUUGCAAACCUCACUUGUAAAAUGCCGUCUCAGCACUUCAAGCCUUACCUGAAGCAGCAUUUACCCAAGAGGCUUCACUACGCCAACAACCGCAGGAUCGAGGACGUCCACCUGCUGAUGGAGAGGAAGUGGCACAUCGCCAGGAAAAUGCCAGAAAAACUGAGGACUCGGUGUGGUUUCAAUGGUGACCACGGCUUUGACAACAAGAUAACCAGCAUGAGGACUAUUUUUAUGGGUCAUGGACCGAGCUUCAAGUUCCAGACAAGAGUGCCAGAGUUUGAAAAUAUAGAAUUAUACAACGUCAUGUGCGACUUGUUGGGGUUGAAGCCGGCUCCUAACAACGGGACAUACGGCAGCUUGAACAACAUGCUGCAACACCCUCCGUACCAACCCAGCAUGCCAGAGGAAGUGACCCCGCCGACCCCGCCGUCCAACUCCGACGCUGUGACCCACGACCUGGGCUGCAGCUGUGACGACGAGAACAAAGUGGAGGAGGUCAUUGAAGCCUUCAGUCCUGCACCAGAUGGACUCUACAGUUACAACAGUACCCACCUCCCGUUUGGUCGUCCGGCCGUGAUGUUUGACACUCAGUACAGUUUGCUUCAUCACGUGGAGUUCAUCAGCGGCUACAGCAAAGAGCUGGCCAUGCCUCUGUGGACAGCAUACACACUGCCUCGACAGGAGGACAUGACUCCCGUUCCCGAGGUCUCGCCCCCCGGCGUUCAGUGUGUCCGAGUCGACCCCCGAGUGUCGGCCGAUCACAGUCAGAGCUGCACCGCCUACAGCCAGAACAACCAGCUCACCUACGGCUUCCUCUUCCAUCCAGAGCUGGCAUCGUCUCCUGAGUCCAGAUACGACGCUUCGCUCAUCACCAACAUCGUCCCCAUGUACCCGGCCUUCAAGAGAAUGUGGAAUUACCUGCAGGGGACGCUGCUGAGGCGUUACGCAGAGGAAAACAACGGUAUCAACGUCCUCUCCGGACCCAUCUUCGAUUACAACUACGACGGCCUCCGGGACACCACAGAGGAGAUAAAAGAGUUCUCGGCCGAAGCCCCACCCGUCCCCUCCCACUUCUAUACGGUGGUGACGAGCUGCCAGGAGCUGAACCAGACGGUGGAGGAGUGUGACGGGCCACUCAGGGUCUUUUCCUAUCUGCUUCCACACAGACCGGACAACAGUGAGGCCUGCAACGUGAGUUCAACCCGUCUCCAGCAGGGGGCAGCGCUGCCCCAGCUGUCACUGCAUCUGCAUUAAUCAGUUCAGAUCAGU